AUGUCCGUACGGAAACCUCCAAUAUCAAUAGAGGAGCUUCUUGAGAAAAAACGGGAAGCUCAAGAGGUAAUCUCCAAGCCACAGUUUCUGACUAAGGCUGAGCGCCAGCGGCUUGCAUUGGAGAGAAGGUCUAAUCAGGUGAAGCAGAUACAGAAACCAAAGGCAUUAAACUUAGCUGGAGGAAAAAACGAGCAUGUGAUCCCACCGCAGACUUCUAAGAGUAAGGUGGUGAAGCCAAGCGUGAGAGGGAGCAGAAAUUUCAAGUUCGAAUGGAGUGAUGAUGAGGAUACUUCUAAUGGCUAUCGUCCCCUGAUACUGUCUACUACCACUGAGAAACUGGACCCUAUAUCGCGCUUGAAAGUGGAGAAUAGCUCACAUUGGUCGAAGAAACGGCUUGAGGAUAUGACGAAACGGGAUUGGAGGAUUUUGAAGGAAGAUUUUAGUAUUUCUUCGAAGGGCGGAAAUAUCCCCAAUCCGUUCAGAUCGUGGGAUGAAACAGGUGUGAAUCCUCUGAUAUUGAAGGCUAUCAAGAGACUUGCUUAUGACCAACCAACCCCCAUCCAAAGAGCUUCUAUACCGAUUGGACUGACUGGACGUGAUGUUAUUGGAAUUGCUGAAACGGGUUCUGGUAAGACUCUCUCUUUUCUGAUACCCAUUCUGAACUACAUUAUGAAUGUUCCGCAAUUGAAUGAAUCUAACAGAACGGAUGGCCCUUACUGCCUGGUCCUGGUGCCUACCAGAGAACUCGCGCUGCAAAUAGAAAAGGAGUUCUUGAAGUUUGUGUCCUUGGAUUUACCCCUAAGGGUGGCCAGUCUGAUUGGUGGGCAUACUCUCGGGGAAAACAUCAAUAAGAUAGCGCAGGGUGUAGAAGUGAUAGUGGCUACCCCAGGAAGAUUGGUGGAUUGCUUGGAGAGAAGCGUACUGGUUUUGAACCAAUGCUUCUUCCUUGUUAUGGAUGAAGCUGAUAAAAUGAUAAACCUUGGGUUUGAACAGCAGGUACAGCAGAUUCUGAAAAGCCUGCCUCCUGGCCAUAGCAACCCAUUUGGCAAGCAGGAUCAAAGAAAACGCACAACCAUGAUGUUCACAGCAACGAUGCCUCCUGCUAUCGAGUCCUUGACAAAAGAAUUUUUAGACCAGCCCGCUACAGUGAUGGUUGGUGAUGUUGGUGAUGCUGUUGACACUGUCGUGCAGGAGGUAGAGUUCAUCAAAACCGAAGAAAAACGACUUGAUAGACUGAUUUCUGUCCUAAAUACAGGCUCAUUUGGUCCUCCAAUAAUUGUUUUUACGAAUUACAAGAAGACCUGCGAGCUAAUUGCUGAGAGACUGCAGGCAGAGAACUGGAGGCCAGCCGUCAUGCAUGGCUCAAAAUCCCAAGAACAAAGAGAAACGGCCAUCCAGCAGAUACGAGACAGCAAAUGCGAUAUUUUGGUAGCUACAGAUGUUGCUGGGCGUGGUAUUGAUAUUCAGGAUGUUUCGCUGGUUGUCAAUUUCCAGAUGGCGAGGUCGAUAGAGGACUAUACCCACAGGAUAGGUAGAACGGGUAGAGCAGGAAAAACUGGUACUGCAUUGACAUUUCUCGGUGAUGAGGACAAUGAUGUUCUUUAUGACUUGAAGACGAUGAUUAUCAAGAGUCCUGUGAGCAAAUGUCCCGAGGAGUUGAGAAGAAGCGAAGGCGCUCAGCGGAAACAGUCUAAUAUUGUUUCCUAA
Messenger RNA from Kuraishia capsulata CBS 1993, 1707 nucleotides. RefSeq lists its product as uncharacterized. The coding region runs from base 1 to 1707 and encodes 568 amino acids. The record is from RefSeq and is a predicted model, not a curated record. Gene Ontology annotation, cellular component: catalytic step 2 spliceosome. Gene Ontology annotation, biological process: mRNA splicing, via spliceosome. NCBI's taxonomy places the organism in Eukaryota, Fungi, Ascomycota, Pichiomycetes, Pichiales, Pichiaceae. Gene Ontology annotation, molecular function: ATP binding; RNA helicase activity; RNA binding. The transcript has a single exon.